Astyanax mexicanus (Mexican tetra) is the source of this 5706-nucleotide messenger RNA. RefSeq names its product synaptojanin 1 (gene synj1). Gene Ontology annotation, molecular function: nucleic acid binding; phosphatidylinositol-4,5-bisphosphate 5-phosphatase activity. NCBI's taxonomy places the organism in Eukaryota, Metazoa, Chordata, Actinopteri, Characiformes, Acestrorhamphidae. Gene Ontology annotation, biological process: synaptic vesicle endocytosis; phosphatidylinositol dephosphorylation. The record is from RefSeq and is a predicted model, not a curated record. The transcript is spliced from 33 exons. Bases 119 to 5116 code for a protein of 1665 amino acids.
UGUACCUGGGGGGCGGGGCUUAGUCCGCUCCCUGCCGAACCACUGUCAUUCAGGGACUGUCAAACCGGCGGAGACACAACACUGCCAGGUGUAAAGCAAGUUGUGUCAAACAUCAACCAUGGCAUUCAGUAAAGGAUACCGCAUUUAUCACAAGUUGGACCCGCCACCCUACAGCGUGAUUGUGGAAACAAGGAACCGGGAAGAAUGCUUGAUGUUCGAGUCUGGAGCUGUAGCUGUGCUCUCGGCUGCAGAGAAAGAGGCCAUCAAGAACACGUAUACCAAGAUGCUGGAUGCUUAUGGCAUACUGGGGGUUCUUCGUCUUAACUUGGGAGACUCCAUGCUCCACAGCCUUGUCGUAGCAACGGGGUGCAGUUCGGUGGGGAAGGUACAGGAUUCUGAAGUAUUCCGGAUCACAGCUACAGACUUCAUCUCCCUGAAGAAUGACCCGACUGAUGAGGACAAAAUCUCAGAGGUGCGAAAGGUUUUAAACUCUGGGAAUUUUUAUUUUGCCUGGUCCUCCACUGGAGUCAGCCUGGAUCUCAGUCUUAAUGCACACCGCAGGAUCAGAGAAGACACGUCAGACAAUCGCUUCUUCUGGAAUCAGUCCCUGCAUCUGCAUUUGAAGCACUAUGGGGUGAACUGUGAUGACUGGCUUCUGAGGCUGAUGUGUGGCGGAGUGGAGAUCCGCACUAUCUACGCCGGCCACAAGCAAGCCAAAGCCUGUGUUAUCUCCCGCCUCAGCUCAGAGAGGGCUGGCACACGCUUUAAUGUCCGAGGCACCAACGACGAUGGCCAGGUGGCCAACUUUGUGGAGACUGAGCAGGUCAUUUUCCUUGAUGACAAAGUGUCUUCCUUCAUUCAAAUCCGUGGAUCGAUACCUCUGUUCUGGGAGCAGCCAGGUAUACAGGUCGGCUCCCACCGCGUCAAGCUGUCUCGCGGCUUUGAGGCCAACGCUCCGGCUUUUGAGAGGCACUUUACAGCUCUACGACGGCUCUACGGCAAACAGGUGAUCAUUAACCUACUGGGCAUGAAGGAGGGGGAGCACAUGCUCAGCAAAGCCUUCCAGAGUCACCUAAAGGCCUCAGAGCAUUCACAUGCUGUGAAGAUGGUGAACUUUGACUACCACCAGAUGGUCAAAGGAGGAAAGACAGAGAAGCUGAGCACUGUACUGAAACCGCAGAUCAACAAAUUCCUGGAUGAAUGUGGGUUCUUCUAUUAUUCUGCAGAGACUGGAAUUGAAAGAUGCCAGACUGGAACCACUCGAGUCAAUUGUCUAGACUGCUUGGACAGGACAAACAGUGUCCAAGCCUUCUUUGCACUUGAGAUGCUGCCACAGCAACUAGAGGCUAUGGGACUUACAGAGAAGCCCCAGCUGGUAGCACGCUUUCAGGAAGUGUUCCGGACCAUGUGGUCCGUCAAUGGCGACUCUGUCAGCAAGAUCUAUGCUGGCACAGGGGCUCUGGAUGGCAAGGCUAAGACUGGAAAGCUGAAAGAUGGAGCACGUUCGGUCACCCGGACCAUCCAGAACAAUUUCUUUGACAGUUCCAAGCAGGAGGCUAUUGAUAUUCUGAGGCUAGGCAGCACUCUGAACAGUGACCUGGCUGAUAAGGCACGAGCCUUGCUUACCACCAGCAGUCUUUAUGUCUCUGAGCCCAUUUUACAAUCAGCAUCUCCCAGAGUGUUGCUGGGCAUGUGCCAGAACCACCACAAAUACACCAAGCCCAAAAAGAUCCGCGUAUGUGUUGGCACGUGGAACGUGAACGGGGGCAAACAGUUCCGCAGCAUUGCUUUCAGAAACCAGACCCUCAAUGACUGGCUGCUUGAUGCUCCUAAGAUUGCUGGCCACCCCGAGUUCCAGGACAGCAAAGCUACUCAUCCUGUGGAUAUCUUUGCUAUUGGCUUUGAGGAAAUGGUGGAGCUGAAUGCUGGCAACAUUGUUAGUGCAAGCACCACCAAUCAGAAACUGUGGGCAGCAGAACUGCAGAAGAACAUCUCACGGGAUCAUAAGUAUGUGCUGCUGGCCUCUGAGCAGCUGGUGGGGGUCUGUCUCUUUGUCUUCAUUCGGCCUCAGCACGCUCCUUUUAUCAGAGAUGUUGCUGUAGACACUGUUAAGACCGGUAUGGGUGGAGCCACUGGGAACAAAGGAGGAGUAGCAAUACGGAUGCUCUUUCAUACUACAAGUAUCUGUUUCUUGUGCUCACAUUUCGCUGCUGGACAGUCGCAGGUCAAAGAGAGGAAUGACGAUUACGCAGAGAUCACCCGUAAACUAUCAUUCCCCAUGGGUCGUCUGCUGUACUCCCAUGAUUAUGUGUUCUGGUGUGGGGACUUCAACUACCGCAUUAGCAUUCCAAACGAGGAGGUAAAAGAGCUGAUCAGGCAACAGAACUGGGAUGGCCUCAUUGCUGGGGACCAGCUUGUGGAACAGAAGAACGCAGGAUUGGUAUUCAGGGGCUUCAUCGAAGGAAAGCUUGACUUUGCUCCCACUUACAAGUAUGAUCUUUUCUCUGAUGACUAUGACACCAGCGAGAAGUGCCGGACGCCUGCCUGGACUGACCGUGUGCUCUGGAAGAGAAGGAAAUGGAACUUCGACAAAACUGCCGAGGAGUUGGAGCUAAAUGUAGUUGGAGCUCCAGUAAAUGAUGAAGAGCAGUUACCGUGGAGCCCUGGCGAGCUGAAGUACUAUGGAAGAGCAGAGCUCAAGACUUCUGACCACAGGCCAGUAGUAGCAGUCAUAGAUGUGGACAUCCUGGAAGUGGAUCCAGAAGCACGACACCAGGUUUAUAAAGAUGUCAUCGCCCUGCAGGGUCCCCCUGACGGGACCAUCUUGGUCUCACUGUGCAGUUCUGGGCCUGAUGACUACUUUGACGAUGCUCUGAUUGAUGAGCUUCUAGACAAGUUUGCUAACUUUGGAGAAGUCAUCCUGAUCAGAUUUGUGGAAGAAAAGAUGUGGGUGACGUUUUUGGAAGGGUACUCUGCCCUGGCUGCGCUCUCACUGAGUGCCUCCACAGUGUUGGGAAAGACUAUAGAUAUCCGUCUGAAAAGCCCUGGCUGGAUUAAAAGUCUAGAGGAUGAGAUGAGUGUGGAGAGGAUCUGUGGCAGCAUCCCGACUUCCGCCAGCUCGACGUUACUCGCUGAGGACACUGACAUGGGAGAUGAGUUUGACAUGGAAGGUGAUGUAGAGGAGGAGCUUGAGGACAUUCUCCCUCAGCAUCUGCAGCCUGGACUGGGCAUGGGUCCUGGGAUGUCCCCUGCUGCUUCCCCUCGCACCAGCCCUUGCCCCUCUCCCACCCACGGGGAACCUGCUCCUCCCAGCCGACCGAGUAGGGCCCCCCCACGCACAGCUGGACCUCCACAAGGCGGCCUAAGUCCUGCCACAUGUAGGAGGGAUCUGGCAGGUUCUCCUGUGGAAUAUCAGGCAGCAGGACUGGAACCAAAACGCCCGCCUCCUCCACGCCCAAACGCUCCCCCUGCCAGACCUGCACCCCCGCAGCGCCCUCCACCACCCUCCGAAUCGUCUGGUAGGAGAGAAUCAGAAGGCUUUGCAGAGCCUCUAAACAUUUCUGAUUUCAGUGAUAAUGAAGGACAAAAAAGCCCUGCUUUAGCCAGAGCAGAUGCUGCCGGACGAGGCCAACCCACUGGACCUCCGGGCGUCCCAAGGCCGAACAUUCCUCCUAGAGCGGGAGUUAUCAGUGUGCCACCCCAAUCCCGGCCACCUCCUCCUGCUCACCCUGGAGCGCCCAGACCCAUAGCCGAGGUUCACCCGGGUGCCCCUCGCCCUGCCCCAGACAACCACCCAGGAGCCCCAAGACCCAUUCCGGAACCACAGGCCAAACCAUCAGAGCUCCCUCUGGGUCCUCCUUCAGGUCCUCCUCCAUCCAUUCCUGGCCCCAUGAGACCACAGAUGACCUCUCCCAUGCAGCCUCCGGCCACUUCCCCCAUGCAGCCAUCAUUACAGUCCCAGCUCCCUGCACCCAUUCAGCCGCAGCUGCCACCGCCCAUGCUGCCCACAUUAGCUGCCCCACUGCAGCCUCAGCCGGCUGCUGCAGCUGCAGGUGUAGCUCCUCCCCCUCAGCCUGGCUUGGCCUCCCCCAAGCCCCCACCCCGUAGCCGCUCCUCACACGCUCUUCCUCCUGAUGCUGCCACUGCCUCUGGCCCUUCCCCUGCCCCAACUCCUGCACCCACCCCUGACUCUCAGACCAAUGGAAUGAACGGAAUCCAAAGAGAAGCACAAUGGAAACCAGACCCCUUUGACUCGCUCACCUCUGACCUGUUUCCCUCCAAUUCCUGGACGAACACCCAGUCCCUAUCACGGAACGCCUCCCUUCACACCUCAUCUUCCUCUCCUUCUUUUUCCUCCUCCACCUUGCCCAGCUCUGUCUCCUUGGAUUCCAGUUCUCUGUUUUCCUUGCAGAACCCAGCAGCAACUCCAGACCCCAGCGGCUUCACCUCCUUUCUGGCUCCUCCUCCGCCCUCCCGCAGCCGUUCACAAGAAACCCUCCGUGCCUCUCCGAACCCCUUCCUGUCCGACCUCCAGCCCAGGCCCAACAGCACCAAUCCAUUCACUGGCCCCCUGGCCACACCCUUAGCGGCAACUCAGCGCCGCUCCCUCACACCUGACUUUUUUGCUCAGCAGCAGGCCCAGGCGGCUAAGCCAGGCCUUCUCCACAGAACUGGGUCCGCCCUGGGUCAUAGCUCCACCCUUCCUCCCUCCUUUUCCAGGCCUUUAGCUCCAUCUCCAGUUCUAACUCCAGCUUCAGCUCCAGUUUUAGCUCCAGUUUUAGCUCCAGCAUCCGCUCCACCCAAACGUACCCAGCAUUGGGUGACCUUUGACGACGAUUCGGACUUCAGCACAUCAGGAAAAGCUCCAGCAUCGACAGCAUCGACAGCAGUGACUGGGACUGCUCUGCUGUCUUUAUCCUCCACACCAACAUUCCAGCAGCCUCAGUCCCAGAGCAUCUCUGGCUUUGACUCUCUCAGCAACUGGGCUACCACUCCUUCCACCACAGUGUUGGCAUUCCCAACACUGCCCCCUCCCGUCCCAGUCAGGACUAAUCCCAAUGUCACCCCGAGGAACCCUUCCAUCCCUGCCAGAAACAACGAGUUCACAGAAAGAUGAAUAUUACGACGACGAGGAUGAUGAAGAUGUCAAAUGUAAUGCUCUACUGAUGUGUGCGUGGGAAAACUAGUGACAUAUGGGUCUGUAUUUUUUUGUGUAUGGUUUGUAUAGUAGUGUGAUGCUGUUUUCCGCAAAAAAAAAAAAAAGUGUUUGCUUCUUUCAACCCAGGGCACGCCUAUACAACAUCCAGUUCAACACAAUUACAACACUCUGACCUUGAAAAUAAUGGAAUUGAAAUAAUGGUUGGCACAGAGAGACGUGACAUCAUCUGUACGCAUUAAUGAAUACAUAGAUAUGUGCACAUGCAGUGUGCAAAAUACUGUGCAAUACUUCAGCAUACUUUUCUGCAUAUCUCAGCGACAGAUCAUGUGGCACUUAUAAGAAAUUAAGAAGGAAGGUAAGAAUAAAGGUAGGGAGGUGCAAACAAAAAAAAUUGUAUAUGUCCCUUAAUGGGAAAUGAUUAUGUUAGAUCAUUACGUUAGAUCUUGCUAGAUCUUCAGUGGAGACCUCUGUAUCCUGCAACACCUCUUUUAAUGUGACCCUAACAGUUUUAAUUCUAAAGAAAUAAAUGAAUAAAGCUGCAGGAUUCA